AUGCCAAGCCCCACCCAGGACAUGCUAAAUGUCAUGGAUAGACUCCGCCUCGCUGAACUAGAUGAGGAUGUCAUCUGCAUCUCCAACUCCAGCGUCCUCGCUACCCAGGCUGCUGAGCUGCUCGCCCACGAAAGCACCUCCCACCUCGAGAGACUCCUAUUAACCAUCACCAUCGGCAUCGUCAACCAAAAUGCGAUCCUUAUCCGCCGGUUGGAAGAGCUCACAGAAGAGCAUGAGAAAACUGCCUCCCAACUCACCACCAACGGCAACAAAGUGGACAGGGCUCACGACCGCAUCAGCACUCUUCCUAGAGCCGCCCCACCCCCACCGAGACGGCAAUCUGCUGCCAGGUCAAACAGAACCAUCCCCCAGCUGCAGACCCGCUCUUAUAUCCAGGCUGCCCAAGACACCCUCUACCAAUGGCAGCAAGUCCCCCAGAGAAGCACCCCCGCCAAGAAGCCCAACGCAAAAGAACCAGGGCGAAAAACCCUUCCCGCCGUCCAACGCCGCUUUUUCGCGACCAGACAAAAACCUGAACCCAUCGAAUCCCCGGAGACACUGGCCGCUGAACUAUCAGUUACAUUCGGAAAGUUCAUGGCCUCCCAAAACCAAGUCGCCCCGGUCACCGCACUCACCGUCACCAUUAACCAGAGAGGAGCCGUCACCAUCCUCUCAGCCCCCACCGUCCCCUCAUCAGUCUACGCCACAUUCUUCGAAGCAAUGACCGCAAUCCUAAAUAACAGGGUCAACACUGAACACAACCCCUUCAAUAAUUUCAGACCCGCCCCUACAGAUGUGGACAUUGCCAUCCACGGAAUCCCCCUAUUCGACCGCAAGACAAAAGAGGCCCUAAAUGCCAAGUUCCCCGAGAUCUUCCUCCUCGCCUCCGGCAUCGCCCCGAUCGCAACUCGCUUCCUUCACCCCAACGACACCGAACGUAACAACCCCGCAAAUGCACAGUCAUGUGGUCCGCCUCCCCCAUCACAUAAUGCAAGAAGUGCUACAAAUUCGGACACCCUGAACAAGGCUGAACACACCUGCCCCGUCAACUGCAAUGGCCGCCGCUACGAUAACAUCGGAUGCUGCACGGCAGUACGCGCUAAAUGCGUAAACUGCGAUGGCGCCCACGCCUCAACCUCCAACAACUGCCCAGCUCUCACAGCCCUUAUUGAGAACAAUAGGCUCAAGAGACCAGCUGCACCAACCACCCCAGCCCCCGCCACCAACCAGUCAGCCACUGAAUCACCCGAAGUACCCAUGCCGGAUGCCAACACAGCUGCCCCAACCACCCAAACCGCUUAG
Morchella sextelata is the source of this 1302-nucleotide messenger RNA. RefSeq lists its product as uncharacterized. The transcript is spliced from 4 exons. The record is from RefSeq and is a predicted model, not a curated record. NCBI's taxonomy places the organism in Eukaryota, Fungi, Ascomycota, Pezizomycetes, Pezizales, Morchellaceae. The coding region runs from base 1 to 1302 and encodes 433 amino acids.